CCACAACAAUGGUGGGGAGCAUCCGCCGGCUCGCCUACGCCCUGCUCAUCCUCGCAGCGGUGUAUACGGUCGGAAGGGUGCUGAGAAGCAGCUUGGACUUCUCGGCAACCCCGCUCACCAGCGGAGAGGGGCACUCCCACGCUCUUCAACACCUCACGAGCGCCCCGAAGCAAAUCUGGAACGACGAGCAGGGGCGAUACAAGUGGAUCGCGCAUGCAAAGCUGCGGCAGCUCACAGCGUGCCUCGCGCGCGGCGAUUGUCACCCCAACGCGGACAAGAUCGUCGUCUUCGCGAGCAACUUCUGUCACUGGGCCCUCGCGGAGCGCGAUGCCAUUCCUGGCGGCGAACAGGUGUGGUGCCAGGCCAUGGUGGGUCCUUCCGUUAGACGAGAGCGAUCUGACGUACAGAGGGACUCGUUCGAGCGGUCAGGCUUCACCCUCAUCAACGCCGGUCCGCAAGAUCACCAUUUCCUGCUUGACCUGUAUCGCGAAGUCGGCGAGAACAUCGUCUGGAUCCUGGGCGACGGCGGGCAGCCGCAGGAUGGGCGCGGCGUGUUCGGCGAUAUCGUCAAGUCGGAGCAACUGCCGGACGGCGUCCCAGCCUGGAAGUGGUUCCAGUUCGAGUACUCGCCUUCCGAGAUGGACACGAUUGUCGGCCCUGCGACUUGGCGCGCAAGUGCCGAACCGGAUAUGGCCAAGAACCUGACAAUCGAGUGGAGGGGAGACACGGCAGUGAUACACACCGAGUUUGACAACCUGCGUGUGUGGUCAAGCGAGGGCGACUUGCCAGGUCAGCCUCCAACUAGUGGCUGGUCGGCACAAGACGCGUCGACAUAUGUCGGUUGGGAUCUCGAUAUGCCCGACGACUUUGAAGUCGUGCCGUGGUCCGAGAGGCCAAAUCGCAUCUGGGUAUUGGGCAAGUUUCCCCGCUACUAUACAAGCUACCCCGCCUGGCCACCGGCAUUCUACACCGCGGCACACGAAGAACUGAGCAAAGAGUUUGAAGGGUUCGAGUUUGUCGGCUCGAUCCGUGUUGAGGACGCGGGACAAGAUAAGAUGGACGAUGUGCCUAGCGUCAUUCGCAACGUUGGUCGCAAAUCGCCCGACGAGUUUGACCAAGAGCUCAAGAACUGCAAGGGGCUACUGGGAAUCGGGCCGCCAGUCAACUCGCCGACGCCAUACCGGGCCCUGGCGAUGGGUGUGGCGUUCAUCAAUCCGCACGCGAUCCUGGACUGGGAAUUUGAGGGAGACAAGGAGCAGCGGCGCAACAUGUCACGCUGGGACGACGGCCAGCACAUCACGAUGAAGGGGAUGCCCGAGCCAUGGGUGUACCAGGCCGAGCGGGCAGUGUACGACGACUUUGUCGGCGCCAUACGCAAGGCGCUCUCGACGCAGACGCGGCCCGCUCGGUUCGCACGCAUGUCGCGUGGGGUGUACGACCGGCGACUGGCUGACAUUGCGCUGCGUGACUGGCGGCAAGAGGUCGAGAUCGCGCUGGAGCGUGGGAUCGGCCGGAAGGGCCUUUUGUUGUAGCUCCGCCGUCACACUUUGUUGUUGUUGGAAUGGAUGGAUUGUAUUCACUCGGCUACAUCUCCCCGAAAUCCUUGGAGCCCGUUCUGCCGUAAAUACCCGAUGCACCGAUGCCGCCGGUGGC
This is a messenger RNA of Vanrija pseudolonga, 1653 nucleotides long. Its product is annotated as Alpha-1,6-mannosylglycoprotein 6-beta-N-acetylglucosaminyltransferase B. Gene Ontology annotation, biological process: protein N-linked glycosylation. The record is from RefSeq and is a predicted model, not a curated record. Bases 9 to 1532 code for a protein of 507 amino acids. Gene Ontology annotation, molecular function: alpha-1,6-mannosylglycoprotein 6-beta-N-acetylglucosaminyltransferase activity. NCBI's taxonomy places the organism in Eukaryota, Fungi, Basidiomycota, Tremellomycetes, Trichosporonales, Trichosporonaceae. The transcript is spliced from 6 exons.